AUGCCUUUUGACUUGUUUAGUUCGGUUUACUGCGCCAUACCUCUCUACGGGCGACCUUGGGACCUCCACUAUCUUGGUCAUCUCUUUCAUCUCCUCGCUUCUCCAGGGACUCCGUUGAAGCUUUUCGCAUCCACGUUGACACUGAAUGGCACCAAUGUGGCUACCCAGGAUGAUAAGAAUAUUUUCCUCAAUCUUGAAUAUUCUGUGUCUGAAUCCGGAUCGAACCUUUCUCAGGGCCAAAGGCAGUUAAUGUGUCUGGCACGUGCGCUUCUCAAGAAUCCCAAGGUCUUGAUGAUGGAUGAGGCAACGGCUUCUAUCGGUUACAGUAGCGACAGCAAGACCCAAGAGAUGUUACGGGAGCUCCGGGACUGUACAAUCAUCACAAUCGCACACCGGCUGCAAACCAUCAUCGAUUAUGAUAAGGUGCUGGUAUUGGACCACGGCCGCGUUAUCGAGUUUGACCAUCCCUGGACGCUGAUAAACAAGACCGAUGGCCUCUUUCGAAGUAUGUGUGAGAACAGCAGCAACAUGUAA
Molecule: messenger RNA, 534 nt
Organism: Aspergillus tanneri
Lineage: Eukaryota; Fungi; Ascomycota; Eurotiomycetes; Eurotiales; Aspergillaceae
Exons: 2
Coding region: 1-534 (177 amino acids)
Biological process (GO): transmembrane transport
Cellular component (GO): fungal-type vacuole; fungal-type vacuole membrane
Molecular function (GO): ABC-type peptide transporter activity; ATP binding; ATP hydrolysis activity
Source: RefSeq, a predicted model, not a curated record